Molecule: messenger RNA, 5612 nt
Organism: Thunnus maccoyii (southern bluefin tuna)
Lineage: Eukaryota; Metazoa; Chordata; Actinopteri; Scombriformes; Scombridae
Gene: sh3rf1
Product: SH3 domain containing ring finger 1
Exons: 12
Coding region: 418-3003 (861 amino acids)
Molecular function (GO): protein binding
Source: RefSeq, a predicted model, not a curated record
UUUCCAGCAGCAGAGUCCCGCAGAACAGAAUAACUAGCAUGGCGCUCGGUGCACUCCCGUUCCCUCGCCGGUGUCCUUUUCGUGUUAGGUUUCCCUAAGCGUCUGACAUAGGUAUGUUUUUACUAUACGUUGUACGCUUUUUAAUGAAAGUCUGUCCUGUAAGAACAAUAGUAUUUGCCGGCUGAACACUCCAGAUAAGUGGCUAGUAGAUUUCUAGGUAGCUUGCUAACUAGUUAGUAACGUUAGCAAGGAGGCAAGAAUUGGGAGAUACGAGGCAACAAGAGGAGGAGUCCUGUUUUGGAAGAGCUGAUGCCAUGGCCAUAGCCGAGGCAUGGGAGUGACGUGACAGUACUGGUCCUGUAUCAACCUUACCAGCAUCAUGUUUUUCUGCUGAGUUAGAGGCAGAACGCACAGAGAAUGGACGAGUCAGUAUUGUUGGAUUUGCUUGAGUGCCCUGUUUGUCUGGAGCGGUUAGAUGCUUCGGCGAAGGUUCUUCCCUGUCAGCACACCUUCUGCCGCCGAUGUCUCCAAGGCAUCCUAGGCUCUCGUGGAGAGUUGCGAUGCCCAGAGUGCCGGACGUUGGUGGAGUGUGCUGUGGAUGAGCUCCCCAGCAACAUCCUCCUUGUGCGCCUGCUGGAUGGCAUCAAGCAAAGACCUCGAAGGGCUGGUCCUGGGGCAGGAGUCUGCACAAAUGGUACAUCUGGAGCCGUGGCCAGGGCACACAGCAGUGGGACCAGGGACCAGGGCACACCAGGAGCACAACCCCAGCGAGCUCAAGCCAAGAGCACCCUUGUGCGGGGUGUACCUCAGCUCCCUUGUGCCAAGGCGCUCUACAACUAUGAUGGCAAGGAACCAGGAGACCUCAAGUUCAGCAAGGGUGACAUCAUCAUCCUGCGUCGGCAAGUGGACGAGAACUGGUACCACGGUGAGAUGGGUGGAGUCCACGGCUUCUUCCCCACCAACUUCGUCCAGGUUAUCAAGCCGCUGCCACAACCGCCACCUCAGUGCAAAGCCCUCUAUGACUUUGAGCUUAAAGACAAGGAAGCAGACAAGGACUGCCUGCCCUUCUCCAAGGACGAUAUCCUGACUGUGAUCCGCCGAGUGGAUGAAAACUGGGCAGAGGGAAUGCUGGGAGAUAAAAUUGGAAUUUUUCCCAUCUCAUACGUUGAGUUCAACUCGGCAGCUCGUCAGCUUAUAGAGUUGGACAAGCCGUCAGACUCCAGCGGAGACUCUGGUGAGGGGGCCUCCUCAGGGCCCCAGAGCAAUGGUGCCCAGCGGGCAGGGGAGAAGAAGAACAGCAAGAAGCGACAUUCCUUCACCUCUCUCACCAUGUCCCACAAACCCAUGCUAGCUCCUCCCCCCCAGCGCCACUCCAUGGAGAUUAGCGGCCCAGUCCUCAUCAGCUCCAGCAACCCCACAGCAGCUGCUCGAAUCGGGGAGAUCAGUGGGGGGCUUUCCUGCAGCGCACCUUCACAGGUACACAUUUGCACAACUGGACUAAUCGUGACCCCACCCCCGAGUAGUCCUGUUACUACAGCAACGGUCUUCACAUUUCCCUCUGAGACGAGCUACACACCCAUCCCUGUGGAUGCUCUCCCACCACCCCCACCUCCUCCCCCACAGUCCUCUGUCUGUGGAGCAGCAUAUUCAUUGGCUGCCGGACAGAGACCCUCCCCCAGCAUAAGCGACCAAAGUGGGAGACAAAGACCCACAGUCUAUGUGGCGAUGUUCCCCUAUACUCCCCGUAAGGAGGAUGAGCUGGAGCUAAGGAAGGGAGAGAUGUUUCUGGUGCUGGAGCGCUGUCAGGAUGGCUGGUUCAAGGGCACCUCCAUGCACACCGGCAAGAUUGGAGUCUUCCCUGGGAACUACAUGAGUCCAGUCAGCAGGACAGUGUCAGGGAGCACCCAGGCCAAAGUGCCCUUGAGUCUGUGCACUCAGGCUGGCAGAGGAGUCACCAUCGUCAGCCCCUCCUCUGCUCCCCUUGGGGCCAUUGUUGCAGGGCCCGACUUCAACAAACCCCUCGCUGUGUGCUCCAGCUCUGUAUCUGCCAGCUCCCAACCUGCAGCUGUGGUAACAGCAGCUCAAACAGCCACAGGCCAGCAGCCAAAAGUCCCACUGCACGUCAGCUCACAGAUGACUGUGAAUCAGGCUCGCAAUGCAGUCCGGACAGCUGCAUGUCACAAUCAGGACCGGCCCACAGCAGCAGUGACACCCAUCCAGUCUGCAACACCGGUAACCUAUCUCCCACACCUUGCAGUGUGCCCACAGCCCCCCUCCUGCCCUGCUCAAGGCUGCACCCGGGGCGGAGUGGCAAUGGGCUGUGCCGCUGCAUCCCUGACCCCACCCAAUGUCAGUGCAGCAUCCCUGGAGGGUGAUGCUUUGAGACCUGUACCUGUCCUCACUGUGCCUGUUGGUGCUGGAAACAGCUCUGCUCUCAAUCCCGUAUCUAACAAUACAGCUCUCGCCUGCAGACUGGACAUCAAGAGAGAAAAGAAAAGUCUUCUGAAGCUGUUGUCCUCCAAUAAGAAGAAGUCUCGUCCUUCACCCCCCUCCUCUCCCACCCUCGAGGCGGAACAGGCUGCUGCUGGAGAGGCGCUACAAGGUGCCAUGGGGCCUGACACCUCCCCUCCCUCUGGCUCUGUCAGCUGCCUGGAGCCCGAACCUGCUACUGCUGUUGCCUCUGCCUCUUCAUCCUCCUCUUCCUCAGUCUCAGACUCCUCCCAUCGGAAGAGCACUCCCCUUGACGGAUGUGUUCCUAUCGCUCCUCCUCCUCGCCAGCCGUGCUCCUCUCUCUUAUCUCAACAGCAUGAUGCACGGCCCAUCAUAUGUGAGAGGUACAGAGUGGUGGUAUCAUAUCCUCCCCAGAGCGAGGCUGAGCUGGAACUUAAGGAGGGCGACAUUGUGUUUGUUCACAGGAAGAGGGAAGACGGCUGGUUCAAAGGUACGCUGCAGAGGAACGGAAGGACCGGACUGUUCCCUGGCAGCUUUGUAGACAGCAUCUAAUACACACACCAGAACGAAGCAUGGUCACCACCACCAUGACCCAGCUGAAUGCUGCUAGCCACCGUACAAACCAAACAGAUCAGCUCUCGCAAGGUUGCUGGGACAGAUGGACACUUUUCAGAGCCUGAUGUGGCUCUUGUAACUGAAAAAGAACAAUAGUGGCACAUGAGAGAGAGCUGCAGAGAAGAACAGCGUAUGUUGUCAAUGGAAGCACAGUGGACAGAGUUAGACGAGAGCACACGACUCAUGAACUUUUCCUUUUUGUUGGUUAUUUAUAUCUUUGUAACAAUUCAGCUGUUAAAUGUGUGCCUUGUACUGUUCCUCACUUUAUUGUACAUACGGACACAAAGAUGAUUAGUCCUAAAACAACCAGUAUGAACUAUUGAUAUAGAUAUGUUACACAUUUUAACUUAUUUCAUAGAUUGGCCUUUUUGUAGUGCAACACAUUAAGGGGUUAAGCUGGCACAUGCCUUAUGCCAUAUUCUACCAUAUCAAAUAUACUUUUCCCUCUUAGACUGCUGAUUUUUCUGUUUUACCAUCAUUUCAAACUGUCAGCAGAUAAGAAAGGUAUAUUAGAUUCAGCAGACCAGAACAAAUGAGCAGUGUCAUCAUCACUUGUGCGGUAUAGUGGGAGAAAGGACACUUCCCCAGCUCCAAAGGCAUUACCUAAACCUGAAGAUCGUAAGAGAGAUCUGCCAUAUUGCACAUUUGAGUACUCUAGCUACAUUUCACAGCCAUGUGAACAUUGCACAUCACAGAAUAUUUCUGUGAGCUAUUCACAGGCCUCCAAUUUGUUUUCUCCUGGUGCGGCUGAGGCUGAAGUGCUAAGGACUGUUACCUGCAGUGAUCAAAUAUUUGCAUGUGAUUAGCAAAGCCAUCUGCAGGAGACGAUGUGGCGAUAGACGUGUUGCACGAUUGUUUGGUUCUGCCUUUUUAAUAUGCGAAGAACACACUCCAGAAUAGACUUUGCAGUCAAGUAUGGCUUACUUUGUACCUUCUAUGUAUUUACUGACCAGAGUAGCUGCUCUCCUAACCCCUCGGCAAGAGCCAAACCCAGACGUAGCUCUACAUCACAGGAGCGACAUAACAUUUCAGUAUCAGUUCACAAGAUUUUUUUUCAGUGUGUAUUUAUGUUUGUUACAAAUUCCACAGAGGCUGAGACCUGCUGCUCUUAAAGAGUCUGUCAUAUAACUAACCUGGACACGCUGUAAGGCACACAGGACACAGUCACCCUUCAAACAGGUUCUCAACGUUUAUAUACUAAAACUCGUUCCUAAUGUGACUUGUGGCAAUAAAAACACAGCUAGCUAAAGCACAGAAUGUUUGCCUAAAGUAACAUAUCAUUAUGUCACUACAUAGGAAGACGUGUUUAGUGUAAUUCUGUUAAGUCUCAAAAGUUGUUGUUUUUAUUAUAGAAAUCAAUCACUUUGACCCCCUUGAUUUUUUUAUUUUUGUGGUUGGGUUUUGUUGUACAUUUCUCUAUACAAAGUUUUUAAUGUAAAGUGUUGUAUUGACUUGAAUUACUGUAAGAUUUCUUUGUGAUUGAAGGGGAUUUGGUUGUAGUUUUUGUGCUUGUUAAACACAAAACAAAAAGACUGAGCAGUUAUACAAUGAAAAUGAAAACUAGUUUUUCGUCAAAUCAAAUAUGUCAAUACAUAAUUCCUCUUUUCAUAUGUAUUCUCAUAAAUGCAUUGGAUAAAGUAAGGAAAUUGUACAAAGUAAAGGUAAUAUUAGGUAUCACUAUAGACUGACCCCUCCUGCCUCGGUGGACCCCACAACAGUUAAUGUGACUUAUACAUCUGCUCUUCAGCAAGUCCUAUGAUGUCUGAGGGGGGUAUUUAAACACUUACGAGUUGACUCAAUCACUGAAUUGUGCCAAAUUUGAUAUUUGGCUUAGAUAAUGAAUUUACUGACUGAAUUUGACCCAGAGUUUCAAGUUGUUUUUCUCUUUGUGAGUGUUUUGUUGUUGAUUGAGGGGGACCACUGUGUAACUGACUGCUGGAAUAUGUUGUAGUUUGUUUGAAAUUUGAAGAGCGUGUGGAAAAUGAUGGUACAAAUCACUGUUAGGGCCUUUUUUCUUUUGUCUUUUCUGAAUUGGUACUUAUGUAGAACUAACCUGAUGUUGCAUUGUUGUCUUGGCAAUCACCACACCAACCUCAGGCUCUAUGCUAAAAUGUUCCUCUUGAGUGUCUUUUCAUUUCACUGGUAAGCCUUUAAUAUCCACAUCAGACUUACUACAACACAGAUACACACAUUUAUCAUGACAUAUGCACUAUAACAAUUCUAAUCAUACUGACUUCUUCAUGCAUAUGCUGCACAGUUUCAGACUCAACAUGAAGCAUUACUUUCAAUAGGUACUUAACUUUCAUGUUUUUGAACACAUGACAACUUAAGUUUGCUUGAUUUAACUUAACACAAUAUUCCUCAUGCCAAGGUGACUUACUUGAUUUUUUUUGUCUGUAGUUAGUCUGUUGUAUGUCUGAAAAUGGUGAAACUGAAAUCAACCUAUUUGGCACAAGUCUAUUAUGUGAAAAACAUUCUGAAGUAUUUGAGGGAAUAGCACAUUUUGUAAAAAUCUCUAUAACAAUAAAAGCUAAUGGUUUCCAUAA